CACUGCGUGCAUUUGCAAAGACGGCCGGCCUGGUGUAAAACGAUCAACUAUAUAUUAGCUAUCACAAGCUUGAGGAAGAAAUUUGAAGAAGCAACGGUCUGCAGUUGAAGUUCAAAAUCAAAACAAACAGCCUACGAAUUUAAUUUGCUGAAGGACUGUCGCAGCAUUUGAACUGACAAUGCUUUUAAGAAUUCUUGUGGUUUUGUGGACAAUCAUUCAUGCUUAUCAAGCUUUCGAAGUUGGCAAGUCUUUCAGCAUUCUAGAUGGUCUAAAACCAGUGCUUCCGAAUGCUAACAGCUUUAACCAAACAUUUUACCCCGUAGACAGUUCUAACCUGUUUCAAAAUGUCCAAACAAAGACUGUCCAGAGCUCAUAUUCCCAUUUCGGUUAUUUCAUUCAGUUAACCUACCACGCAGACGAAAAUGACUUGAUAAAAGUUUUCUUCUCUAUGUGGAACUUUGCGGAAGAAAAGCGUUAUGCGGGACCGUUGACCCUUCAACAAAAUGUCAACGGGGAAACCAACAUGAAAAGCGAACAUUCCAGUCUUCUGGGAAUAUCUCCAGAAAACCUGAUGGGAAAAGUGUAUGUGCUGGCUCGAUACUGGAAAGUACUGAACACAACCAUGGCUGUUGACGUCCCAACAUCGCCACUAACAAAUACUGUCCUGAAUUCUGGCGGCAAUAAGAUACUUGAUACGUUUUCAGAGUACGGCACUCAUUACGUAUCCGGUUACCAGAUGGGAGACCUCAUCUAUCAAGUAUUUGUUUACGAUAAAAACGACGCAGAAAGAGUCUUAAAAUUUCCCUUCAAUAAUCCAAAUUAUGGUUUUGGUCUUUGGGGACAUUACUAUCGCAUGUACACUGAACUAAAAACAGAACGUGGUAAAGGAUUUUGUCUUGAAGCAGGUAAAGUUCUAACAGCUAGCAAUGAUCCUGCUUGGCUAAAUAUCGCAUCACAGCUCCGAGAUGAUGUCUUCAGAGUUCCCCAAAGUAUCUUUAUGUUUGUGGCUCAAUAUGGAGGAUACUUGCUCCCGAGGAAAUUAACAACUAUUAUCCCGAUAAAACUCUAUUUCAAACCCUUGGUCACUAAACUACUGCCAGGUGAUUCGAAAUUACAAAAAGUAUGGAACGACGUAUUAUCGGCGACAGUUUUCCAAAAGUUUGGCCCAGAAAGUCAACCUAACUUUUCAACCAUUAUUGAUUCUGGAAUUGAAGACUUUUACGACAGUUUUAAUCCCAGUCUCGUCACCUCAACGGCAACAAACUAUGUCACAAUAACGCGAAUGUCAUUUGUAUUGAACGACUUUUUCGUAUCCAAUCCAACCUUUGUAACACACGUUUUCAUCUUCGCCGAUGUUCUAAAACUUCGCGCCUCAAAGAUAAAGCUACCAGGAUCUCAAAAAAUUUACCUUAUCUGUCGAGAGAUGGUUGCACUAUCAUCUAACAAUAUCGCCCCGGAAAUAAUCGUCGGUGCUUAUGACAAUUCUGUACCGACGCUCAAGAUUGUGGCAAAAACCAUGCGCGGAGUUUUCAAAGUCACCCAAGCUAAAACAAAUGAACACUUCACAUAUGCAAACGACGAGGUUUAUAAAACAUCAAAACACCCAUCUCAUUCCGGACAAUAUAGCGUCAGCACAGAUAACAGCAAGAGGCUUUACAAACCUGAUCGGAUUAGUCUGCCAGAGUUAUAUUUUUCCGAAAAUACGUUAUACGAAAUGAAGUGGUUACAAGACGGUCUGGUUAGCAGUGUUCAGCUAUCAGUAACGACGAUUGAAAGCAUUCUCACUCUUCGUUCAUACGCCGCCGACUCUGUGAACACAGCUAGAAAAUGCUUAAAGUGGAUGACCGAUUUUCUCACAAUGAAAAAACCGAACAGCACUACUCAGUUACCCACUGAUUUGGAGAUGGCAUUGGCGAGGGCUCUAUUGAUAAGCAAGACAAGAUUAAAUAAGUAUGCUCAGUCUAGACAGCUUGUGCCUAAAUUGACUUUUUCAAUGUAUAAGCCACUUUACGAUAAACUGCUAGCCGAAGUUUCCGCGUACGAGAAUAUCUUUCAAACUAUCUCGACAGAAAUAUUUUAUCACAAGUCCCGCGAAACAACUACACAGACAAUGAAAGAACUGAACGACAACGUCAAAAGAAUUGGCUCAUUCCUUGUGCAGAAAACCGAAGUAGGCGCCCAAUAUCAAGACGACAUUGCUGGCACCAAUCAACAACUGCAUGACCUAGAAAGUGAUAGAAUAAGUCGUGAGCAAGAACAGGCAGCGAUUCUGUGGACGGAAAUUACUAACACACAAAAGGAAGUAACAGACGCCGGUAUUGCCUUAAAAGAGGCAAUAGAAAAAUGCAAAACAGAGCAAAUCAUAUCAGCUGGGUUUGGUGUUAUCAGCGUAGUGGGAUCCCUAUUCACCGGGGGAGCUGGCGCUCUGAACAUCGCAAAGGACAUUGAAGGAAUUGUUCGAGUGGCAAAGAAAGUAGAAAUUGCUAUAGGCAUUAUAGAACAAGUUAAUAAACUGUACAGUCUCGGAAGAGAGUUGAGGAAUGAUAUUGGGAAAUAUUAUACCGAGUUUUGA
Dendronephthya gigantea is the source of this 2572-nucleotide messenger RNA. RefSeq lists its product as uncharacterized. NCBI's taxonomy places the organism in Eukaryota, Metazoa, Cnidaria, Anthozoa, Malacalcyonacea, Nephtheidae. The record is from RefSeq and is a predicted model, not a curated record. The coding region runs from base 179 to 2572 and encodes 797 amino acids. The transcript is spliced from 3 exons.